Messenger RNA from Lycium ferocissimum, 1182 nucleotides. RefSeq names its product protein NODULATION SIGNALING PATHWAY 2-like. The transcript is spliced from 3 exons. NCBI's taxonomy places the organism in Eukaryota, Viridiplantae, Streptophyta, Magnoliopsida, Solanales, Solanaceae. Bases 1 to 1182 code for a protein of 393 amino acids. The record is from RefSeq and is a predicted model, not a curated record.
AUGACUGAAUCUGAAUUAUAUCAAUCUUCAUGGUUACUUUAUAACAACAUAUAUUCACCUUCCCCUAUAGAGGACAUUGAUAUUACAAGCUGUGAUCUUUCUCCUACUUUACAUUUGAGUGAAUGGACUUGUGAUAAUUCAUUUCCAUGUACUAAACUUCCUGAAAACUUGUCAUGUGAAGAUUAUAUGGAUCAACUUCCAAGUCUUGUUGAUGACCUAGAUUUUUCAUUACCACCUAAUGAUCUUAUAUGUGAAAUCCAGCAUUUAAUGAAUGACAUGCAAAUCGAUCCACAAAUUGGAAUAAUUCAUCUCCUCAUGUUUUAUGCAGAAGCCAUGGGAAACAAAUUGGAGGAGUUGACAUUGGUUAUUGCAAAGAGAAUUAGUGAACAAGCAAGCAAUCAGCAGCCUACCUUAGACAAGAGUCUCAUAAAAUCUUCUAUUCAGCCUUCAAAGCAAUUUACCAAUUUACCAAUUUUUGCGCCUGCUGAAGUAGAUGUCAUCAACAUAUUUGAUUUCGAUAUUGGUGAAGGAAUUCAAUGGGCUACUAUGAUCGAUGCCCUUGGAAACGAACAAAGGGAAGUACGACUAAUAUCAAUCAAUAUGAAUGAGGACAUGAUUGAUGAUCCUUGCACAACUCAUACUAGGUGGAGUUUUGAGGAUACUAAAAGAAGACUUAUCAAUCAUGCAAUGUUGUAUGGUGUAAAAUUGAAGGUGGAGGAGCAGGAAUUGAAUGAUCUAAUGAUUAAAAUGAAAAACCUGAAGAAACAGAACGCGGAAAAACAAUGGUUUGCCUUUAAUUGCAUGGUGGCAUUGCCCCAUCUGGGGAGGAUAAGGAGGAGAAAGGAUGUUUUCGAGGUCCUAACAAUUGCAAAGAAUUUCUUAGAACAUGCUACAACGUGUUGUGCUAGUGAAAAGUGCAUUAUUACUUUAGGCGAUGGAGAUGCCUGGGAAAAAUUUGUAAGCACUAGCAGCUACAAUGAAUUCUUGGAAACAAAUAUUGCUCAUUUUCAAUCCUUGUUAGAAUCAAUUGAAGUUAUUUUCCCAACUCAAUUUAUACAUGCAAGAACUACCAUGGAAUACCUGUUUGUGGCACCCUUCGUCUUGUCUAGUGCUUGGGCUUCGAAAUGGGAGAAGAAGAAGAGAUUUGGAGAUCUUAAAUUUGGAUUUGGUUUAGAGGGCUAG